AAGUCUGACGCUCAUGCUAAAAUUUCUUCCACUGGGAAUCGCACUGAUGAUGCGUCGUACGCUGAUAAUUACGGUUGCUAUGAAUCAGUUAUUCAUAUCAUGGGUGACGUAUAGAUUUCUCCGUAGUGCUGAGUGAACUUCAGCCACUCACAUGACGUUGGCAACAGUGGUGAAUUAAUCUACUAUGGCUGUCGUGGCGUAGUGUUAUUGAGAGCAUAUUUAAAUGGAUUAAUUUUCUAGUUAACAGUUUGAAGUGAUUGAGUGAUCAUUGUAGUUACAUAACUGGUUAGAAAACCAUGAGCGAUAGGUGACUGGGCUUGUAGCCUAGUAACAACAUUAUGAGUGAAGUUGCUCCCCCACUGCCACUUGAAAGAACUGCGGGAAGUAAUAACCUCGCAGACAAGCGACAAGAGGCAGCCCUCAUCAAACGACAAAAGCUGGCAGCAUGUCAGAACAGUGUCCCUCCAGUGCAUGGACGUUCCAACCCAGCCCUGCAUGUUCGCACACGGCUCAGCAACCACCAGCGCAAUCUGAGUCUUGAUUUUAGAUCAAUGGGCAUUCUACUGCCUCCAGUGUCACAAGUGACGACUGUAACAACAUUAACAAUGCACCAUCGUAACCGAAGUCUUGACUCAGCUUUGCAGCGAAUCCCUGAAGUAGACAUCACACCAAGCCCAGAAUGUGAACCUGCAGAACGAAUCCCUGGGUCAACCAAAGCAGCUGCAGGAGGAGAAUGUGCCAAGAAUAAGACAGGUGGCCCACCAGUAGGGAAGGGACGAGACCGUGAGGAGAUCACCAGUUUGGGUUCAGAUGACUCGGGCAUUUUGUGUGGUUCUGACAGUGGGUCAGGUAGCGAUGCAAAUACAGCUACACGUGAAUCAAGUGUAGAACAGUUGACUGGUAUAGAUCACAGUCAUGAGAGUUUAGACUUACCAACACAUAAAUCAGAUCAUGAGCAGCUCUCUCAUACAAAUCAUAGAAACAAACUAUGUGUUGACUGCUCUGACUCUGUUGAAACCUGCAGCAACCGUCACGAACUGGAGUGUCAUACUGCAGAUGUAGUCUUUAUGCCCGUAACACCAAUGAUUGAAGUAACUCAACUUGCAGUGGAUGUUAGGGAGACAAGUGAUGAAAAUUGUGCUUCAAAGUGCAGUGAGACAGGUGGUGACCAUUCAGGUGCUUCCAUACUAACAGCAGAAAUGCAGUCAUGUCCUAUUCCUUCCUCUAUAACUCUUUGUUUUGGAGUGAGCUCUGAUACAGAGAAAUCUGAAAAGGAUAUGACACAAAUUAAGGGAAAAAAAGAUUUUCUUUUGAGACUGUUUGAAAGCAAACUGUUUGACAUGUCAAUGGCUAUUUCCUAUUUAUUCAACUCAAAGGAACCUGGUGUUCAGCAUUACAUAGGUAACAAAAUGUUCAGUUUUCCUGAUCAUGAGGUGGAUUUUUAUCUGCCACAACUUGUCAGCAUGUAUAUUCAGAUGCAUGAUGUUGCUGAAGUUAUCCACCCAUAUCUUGUCCACAGGUGUAGGAAGUCAGCAGACUUCUCACUGAAGUGUGCAUGGUUCCUUGAUGCAUAUAGUUCAGAUGCUCAUCUUCUCUGUAAGAAGAAAUCUCAUGGGACCAAGCUGAAAAAUCUCAUCCUGUCAGAUGAACUGCGACCGAAGGAGACAGAUUCUACCCUGACUCGUCGAACAAGAGUUAGCACUGGUGGUCCUGCACCUGAUUGUUCAAAGAUGAAGGAAUUAGCUUCACCAACUGUUCCCAGUGGUUCUCCACCUCCACCUCCUCCUCCUCCUCCACCUCCUCUUCCACCAAGCACUCCUGUUACUUCACCAAACAAGAAGACUCACCAACGCUCUUGGUCUGAUGCUACAGGACUGUACCCUGGACAUAGAAGAAUGCUGCCUUUGGGGAAUAGCAGCAAGAUGUGCUUGGGAGACUUGGGUUCUGGAAGAGCAUUUGAUAAUGGUUGCAUAUGUUUUGAUACCUGUCAGGGUGUUGUCAAUGACCUUCGAGGGAAACGAACAGAUUGCACUUGCAAUGCUCCACGUUUGGCUCCAGAGUUGGAAUUUAUUAAGGCUCUUAUAUCCAUUGGUAAGCUCCUAAGUUCACUUCCAACAAAGGAAGCAAAAACAGUACGACUUAUUUCUGAACUUCACACAUUGAACCUCAAUCUUCCUGCCAGAGUGUGGUUGCCUGUACACAGUGAAAUCCCACAUCAUAUUGUGAGAAUACCUCCACAAGUAUGUGCUGUACUCAAUUCAAAAGAUAAGGCUCCCUACAUAAUCUGUGUAGAGGUCUUGGAGGUGGAGGACAUUUAUACAUCACCAGUACCAACUAAGAUCAUGAACCCUCUUCGCCACACCAAGUCAGAAGAGAAUUUGGCAGCUGAGGGUGCUGCUCAGGCAGAGAGUGCAUCUGUUUGUGCCUUCAGUGUAUAUGGCAAUCCUGAUGAAGAGACUGGGGACUGUUGGUCACAGGAAGAUGAUGAAAUAUCGCAACAGUAUAUGCAGCUGCGCAAGCCAAUGGAUCGUGAUACAAUCUCUCAGUUAAGUCAGGAGUCAAGUGAUUCUCGUGAACCUCCAGUGUUCAUUGCCGCAGGGGAUAUUCGACGACGAUUAUCAGAAUCUUUGGAUGAUUCACGGAGAGUAGCUUUUACACAUGAUCCUGAAGAUCCAUCUGCUACUGCCCUGAAAGAGCCAUGGGAAAUAAAGGAAAGGCGAGUAAGGGAAGCUUCACCAUAUGGUCAUAUGGCCUCAUGGCGUCUUCUGUCUGUUAUUGUUAAAUGUGGUGAUGAUCUACGACAAGAACUUCUUGCUUCACAGUUACUCACAAUGUUACAACAUAUUUGGGAAACAGAAAGGAUUGACCUGUGGGUUCGCCCAUAUAAGAUAUUAUGUUUAUCAAAUGAUAGUGGACUCAUUGAGCCCAUCCUGAAUACUGUGUCAUUACAUCAAAUCAGGAAGCAUUGUCAGCUUUCAUUACUGCAGUAUUUUGAACAACAAUAUGGGUCCCACAACUCAGAAGAUUUCCUCACAGCACAAAGAAACUUUGUAGAAAGUUGUGCUGCCUAUUGCCUUGUCUGCUAUCUUGUUCAAGUGAAAGACAGGCACAAUGGAAAUAUUCUUCUUAACAGUGAGGGUCAUUUGAUCCACAUAGAUUUUGGAUUCAUCCUGUCUACAUCGCCUCGGAAUUUGGGAUUUGAGACGUCACCUUUUAAGCUGACUCCAGAAUUUGUUGAAGUAAUGGGUGGUCUUGGCUCUGAUAUGUUUGAAUAUUUCAAAAUAUUGAUCCUGAAAGGUCUCAUAGCAGCACGGAAACAUAUGGAUCGAAUUCUCAGUCUCGUGGAAAUUAUGCGUUCAGGGUCACAGCUACCAUGCUUUAAGUCAGGUGCAGCCACUGUCCACGGUCUAAAGAAUCGCUUUCACUUGAACCUCACAGAAGAACAACUCCAACUCUUGGUGGACAAUUUGGUGGAGUCAAGCAUUCAUUCACUCAGCACCAGAAUCUAUGAUCGCUUCCAGUAUCUUGCCAAUGGCAUUUUGUGAGCCAGUGAAGUUCACAUGUGUAUUGGAUAUUGUGGGCAUAUGUGUUGUAAAUCACAGGUCAACAAAUGUAGUGUGUGAAGUGAGAAAGAAUAUUAUGAAAGAAAGAGGAAUGAUGACAAAGUAAUUUGAAAUUAAAAAAUAUACCACAUCGAAGAGCGUUAUAAACCCAUGCCACAUCUGGCUUAAGGUUUCAUGUUCACUCAAGCUCAAAUUUCCAAGAUAACAGAUUUGCCUAAUUGUCGGCAUUUAACUUUCCAAAGAAUUUAUUCUUUUUGUUAAUGUCAUUUUAAGAUGUAAGACGAAUGUAACAGUUUUUCAGAAUUUCAGAAUCUCAUGUCACUUAAAUCACAGGCAAGGCAAUGAAUGUUUUCAUAUAAGUGUGUUAUGGAAAUACACUUUGUGAUUACUCAUUGUGUGCAGAACAUUUUUUCAAGAAAUUGUGUGUGCAUCAUAUAUCCUUUGUCUAGUGUUCUUACAUAAUAGUUUUCUUAUUGUUGGAGAGUUCAUGCCAGGACUUGUAAUAUCCUUGAAUUUUUGCAAGAUAUGAGAAACUGCUGUUCAAGUGGUAUUCCUGGACUGUGGUUAUUGUUGAUUAAACCAAAAAUAAAAAUAAAAUAUGGACCAUUGCAUGUGCGUGGAAAUUAAUACUCAUCACGUUAUAUUCUUUUCAUAAUAAAAGUGGCAGUUUUUAUACAUUUAUCUUUAAGUGUUAUAUUUACAGAAUGUCAUUACAGUACUGUUUACAGUUUGGGAGAAUUCUGAUGCAAUGUUUCAUGCGGCAACUUAGAAAAUGUUGCAUGCUAUCAGAACAUCAUCAGAAUAAUAAACCCAUGUGGUACCUGUGAGCAUAUAGAUUAGAAUUUUAUACCUAUUGGAUUUUGAUGGUUGCAGGUACAAUGCAAAACUACUGGGAAGUAACAAAUGUUACUUGACGUCCAUUUUGUAACCAUAGGAUCUAGUAUUUAAGUUUAGCACUUGGCUCAUAUGUCAGUUACUAUCAAGUAACUUGUUUAAAAAUGUUCUUUUGAUCAUGUUAUAUGUUUGUUUCUUAUUUAUAAGUAGUAUGUUUAGCAAAAUUAUCAUUGAAGUCAUAUUGCAGAGAAUGGUACUUUCAAUUUAUCUUGGGCAAUCAAGGCUUUGUUUCAUUUGGAUAUCUCUGUAAGUAACAUGAACUCUCAGUGAACAGUCAAUUUAUAUAAAAUUAUUUCAAGUACAGUAUUUUUUAAUGUAAUUCCUAUUCUUAAUUCCAUCACAGUUCCCAAAAUGUGUAGCAUUUCUGCAUUUGUAAGACUGAUGGGCCAUGUUAAUAUAAUUACUUUUAAACUAGUUUUUUGUGUACUCUUUGUUUCUUCUUCAUGUGCAACUAUCAUAUUUUAAAUGAAGUUUCUGUGUACUAUACUGGUAACUCACAAAUACAUCACACUGUUAUGCACAUAACUAAGGGAAAACAAUUGUGUCGUACUUCUCAAAACAGAUUUAGUUUCUUUCAUGAUCACUCUUUUCAUAGAAAGCAUAUCAGGCAGUGAUUAAACAGCAGGUCAUAGAACACUCUUCUUACAUCUACUCUAUGUUUAACAUGAAACCCUUACAUGUCAGGGACUUACUAUGCUUAUCUUUACUUAUCUGUGGUUUUCUGUCUGCUUUAUUUCCAAUUUAAUACAGUUAAUGACAUUUUAGAAUGACUGUGAGUAUGAAAAUUUGUAAAUUGAAGUUGAAUGCAAUCCCAUAUUGCACAGUACUGCCUAUAAUGGAAAGGUAUGAGGAUUUCAGGACCAAAAUGUGGAAUGAAUUAUAUCAGUCCUAAUUAGAUUAAUUGCUACUGUGCAAAUUUAGCAGGUCAUUUAAGGCACUGGCAUUUCAUAAGAUUGCUGUGUAUGUUACAUGGGUGCUUACAGGUAUGGUUAACAUUUUCAAAAGCUGGAAAUCUCUUAAUAGAACAAUAUUGUAUCAUUACUUUAUUUAUUAAAUUUUAAAUAAUUUAAAAUACUGUGAAUGUUAAAGCAAGGAUUCAGACUUGUUUCAUUCCAUUUUGUAUAGUAGAUGCAAGAUUAUUUAUUGCAUAUAGAAAAUUCUUCCAGAACAGAUAAAGGAGUGUUAUGCAAAUUUUCUUAAUAGAAGUUUGAAAUUGUUGAAUACUGUUUGUCACCUGUAUUACUGUUAUUUCAUUUAAUUCUCAAUUUGUCUACUGUUUGAUAUUAUAAAUUGUGUAUACUGCAUAACUGUCAUUCCAUUUGUAUUUUAUGAAAUAAAAAAGGAUAAUGUACAUUGCCUUU
Cryptotermes secundus is the source of this 5818-nucleotide messenger RNA. RefSeq names its product phosphatidylinositol 4-kinase beta (gene fwd). The record is from RefSeq and is a predicted model, not a curated record. NCBI's taxonomy places the organism in Eukaryota, Metazoa, Arthropoda, Insecta, Blattodea, Kalotermitidae. The transcript is spliced from 12 exons. Gene Ontology annotation, molecular function: 1-phosphatidylinositol 4-kinase activity. Gene Ontology annotation, cellular component: cytoplasm; membrane. Gene Ontology annotation, biological process: phosphatidylinositol phosphate biosynthetic process; phosphatidylinositol-mediated signaling. Bases 339 to 3545 code for a protein of 1068 amino acids.